CCUCCGCCCGCUCAUAUCCCUGCAAGCAUCGAAAUUGUUGGUCUUCUUCUGCCCGGCCUUGGUCGCCGCCCCUCUCAGCAACGACCCGAACCCUCCUUUCCCUCCCCUGAGCCUGAGCAGAAGAAUCCCCAACUCCGCGAUCUAGGGUUUCCAGCAACCGGAAAUUCUCGCGCGAUCGAUCGAGGUUUAGGGUUUGGUGAUCGCGAAGGACCCGGGAGCCUUCGAAUAGUAGGAGAUGGAGGUCGGAAGCGCCGCGACGGUAAUCGAAGGGGCUGCGAAAUUCAAAAUCCGGUGCUUCCCAUCGAGCAAUUUCACGAGCACCUGGUGAAUUUCAGAUUUUUGAGCUUCCAUGGACACAAUACUAAAGCUUUUGAUGAAAAGGCACAGCAAUUUGUUGCUAACGAAAAGGAGGAGGUUGAAGAUGGCGAUCCGAUUCCGAUCCUUCUGUGUAGAUGA
Messenger RNA from Striga asiatica, 456 nucleotides. The record is from the annotation of a GenBank genome assembly. NCBI's taxonomy places the organism in Eukaryota, Viridiplantae, Streptophyta, Magnoliopsida, Lamiales, Orobanchaceae.